Molecule: messenger RNA, 961 nt
Organism: Diorhabda sublineata
Lineage: Eukaryota; Metazoa; Arthropoda; Insecta; Coleoptera; Chrysomelidae
Exons: 2
Coding region: 123-563 (146 amino acids)
Source: RefSeq, a predicted model, not a curated record
AACAAAGAUUAUAAGGAUGGAUGGUACCUCUGAGUGAAAGUGGUGACAUUUGAAAUAACGGUUUUUUGUGAUUUGAAAACAAACUUUUUUCUUUUAAAGGAAACUAAUUAAUAAACAUAAACAUGUUACCAGGUAAAAGUGACUCAUUCUCCUUUCAUAGUGGGGAGAGUGUUAAUCGAUGUUCAAUUAGAAGUACAGGUAUGCAGAAUUGCAGGAGAAAAUUGGAAGAUAAUUUCAAUGACAAAACUGGAAUACAAGAAAACAGAUCAGUAUUAGGAGUAUUAUCCCUUAACGAUAAUGCUAGAAAAACACUCAGAAAUGGAGCAGAAAGAAUAACUAAAACAUUAAAUAUAUUUAGAACAUCAUUAGGGACUUUUACACAAAGGUUCAAAAUAUCUACCAAACGACGACAGAUAUUAGAAGAAGGUCCAAUGACUCCAAACUGUACCAACACUCCAUAUGUGAAACAAGUCUUGGGACGGACACCAACAAAAAUGUACAGUCCAUUUGGUAUUGACAGUCCUUAUAAUGCUACGACUUAUAACAAAGAAAAUAUGCCUUAGAAACAAUAUAAAGCUGGUUUAACUGUAAUUAAUUCUACAAUAAUACAAUACAGUAUUUAUAUAUUUUUAAGAUAUUUGAAAAUUAUGCACUAAUUGCACAUCUGAUAAAUGUUAGUUAAUUAAUGAGAAUGUAGUACACUUUCUUAAAUGUAUGAUUACAUUUUUUGUCAUUUUUACUUGUGUUUAUCUACAAAUUAUAUUUUUUAUAAAAUACAUUUGUUUUAUUGCCUAUUAUUAAAAGUUUACUUUUAGCUGGGUACAAUUCCUACAGGAAUCCAUGUAACCUCUUGGAGGUCUGAGGGGGUUGAAAAUGUUUUUAAUUAUUAGAAUUAGUCAAUAAUUUUAGCGUCAUACUAUUUUUGUAUCAUAUGUUUAUUUUUUGUUUGAUAAAAAAGCGA